CACUGCUCUUGCAUUCUGUUGCAGCCAAAUGUUUUCCCAGGAAACUGCUGGGCUUUCAAAAGGCAUCAGGGCCAGGUUGUCAUCAAGUUGCCAGCAUGAGUCUACCUGACUGCCAUCACAGUGCAGCACAUCCCCAAAGAUGCCUCUCCAAGUGGGCCAUCAUCAGUGCCCCCAGAGACAUUGCUAUCUUUGGAGUGGAUGCAGACAGAGAAGAGGAAACCCUCCUGGGGGUGUUCACCUACAAUGUAGAAAAAAACCCCACACAGACUUUCCCUCUGAAGAACAUGCUGCUCCCCAGAGCCUUUUCACAGGUCAAACUUUUUGUGAAGAGCAACUGGGGAAACCCGUGGUGUACCUGCAUUUACCAAGUGAAGGUUCACGGAAAGAUGGAAAACCAGAAAGCCUCAACCCAGGGCCAAGAUAAAUAAAGAAGAAAACACAAAAGAAGAAAGGGCAGGGGGAAGAGGGAAAUGGGGGGGAAUGAUGUGGUAGCCCAAU
Messenger RNA from Vidua macroura (Pin-tailed whydah), 498 nucleotides. Its product is annotated as sperm-associated antigen 4 protein-like. The transcript has 3 exons. The record is from RefSeq and is a predicted model, not a curated record. Gene Ontology annotation, cellular component: nuclear envelope; meiotic nuclear membrane microtubule tethering complex. Gene Ontology annotation, biological process: nuclear envelope organization. Gene Ontology annotation, molecular function: protein-membrane adaptor activity. The coding region runs from base 96 to 428 and encodes 110 amino acids. NCBI's taxonomy places the organism in Eukaryota, Metazoa, Chordata, Aves, Passeriformes, Viduidae.